Messenger RNA from Penicillium angulare, 801 nucleotides. RefSeq names its product haloacid dehalogenase, type II. Lineage: Eukaryota; Fungi; Ascomycota; Eurotiomycetes; Eurotiales; Aspergillaceae. Gene Ontology annotation, molecular function: hydrolase activity, acting on halide bonds, in C-halide compounds. The record is from RefSeq and is a predicted model, not a curated record. The transcript has a single exon. Bases 1 to 801 code for a protein of 266 amino acids.
AUGUCUACAAAGCAUGCGCCUCAGGUCUUGUUUUUCGACACGUUCGGUACCGUCGUCGAAUGGCGAUCUUGUGUCACAAAAGCCCUGCGUACCGCUGUUCAAAAUGCACUAGAAGAUCCAAGCAAGGACCUUUCGGAGGAUGUACGCCAGCGUGCAGCCAAUAUGAGUGAACCAGAUUGGCAGUCUUUCGCCCAGGAAUGGCGGUCGUCAUACAGCGUCUUCACCAAAACAUUCGACCCCUCCAAGGAAUUUGUGUCUGUUGACCAGCAUCAUUACACCGCUUUACAAGAUCUUCUUCAGCAACGAGGGAUUCGAGAGCUUUUCAAUGAUGACGAGCUAUGGGAGCUGGCUUUAGCCUGGCAUCGGCUUGCCCCAUGGCCCGACAGCGUUUCGGGACUAAAGCUUCUAAACACCACAUCCAUCACUUCCACCUUAUCAAAUGGGAACUUGGCUCUCCUCGAAGAUCUCAAGCAACUUGGUCAAUUGCCGUUUAACCACCUCAUCAGCGCAGAGAACUUUGCAGCGUACAAACCAUCGCCAAAGGUCUACCUUGGUGCAGCAGAUCUCCUUGGACGGGAUCCGGCUCAGUGUGCGAUGGUGGCGGCACAUCUUCAGGAUCUAGAAGCAGCCAAGGAAUGCGGGUUUCAGACCAUUUAUGUAGAGCGAGAAUUGGAGGAGGCCUGGCCCGCCGACCGCAUUGCACAGGCCAAAGCAGAAGGCUUUGUUGAUAUUUGGGUGGGAUUAAAUGAAGGUGGAUUUGUUGAAGUGGCCCGGCGACUUGGAAUUGAAUCUAACGUCUGA